AUGACCGAUUACUCAACAUGGAAAGUGACUGAAUUGAAGGCGGAACUGAAGCGGCGCGGCAUUGCGCAGACCGGCCUCAGAGUCAAACAACAAAUUAUUGACAGACUCGUGGAGGAAGACGCUAAGGGCGACGAGAGCCCAGUCGCGAACGAAGGGCCUGCCACGACACAAGAUGCUAUUGAGGAGUUACAACCCGCCGAGGGGAAACAACCUACGCCGCCUCCCGUGGAUGCUGCUGCAGAGUCACACGACCCCAACCCUGCAGAACAGGCGCAGGAGCAACAUCAUGACCAAGAAGUGCCAGGCACUGAUGCUGGUGAAACACAGGCCGAAAAGAUGACUACAGAUGUGACACAGGAUGACGACGCACCUACUGAGAAGAACCAGCAACAACCGUCCAAGUCGGAACCGGCAGAACCAGCAGAAGCCCAACCUGAAACUGGCACUCCAACCCAACCGAUUGAGCAGGCUCCCGGAGAUACAGAAGAGAAGGAACCUACACCUGCGAGGGAAGCAAGCACAGGCCAGACUGACUCCGCUGAAAAGGUUGCGCCAGCUGCUGCACCGCCCUCAGAGUUGGCUACUGGACUGUCUACACCACUUCCUCCCGAGGAGCUUAUUGAAGAUUCUCGAAAAAGGAAGCGUCGCAGUCAAAGCCCUGUUCCUACGCCCGACGCGCUGGCGAAUAAAAAGGCGAAGCUUCCAGCAGAAGCCCCUAGGGUUCUCUUACCGGAGGACAGAGGCGCGAUGGAUAUUGAUGGGGACACCAAAGCGGACGAGGUUGUCUCAGUUUCGCAAGAGACCCCAGAAGAACAUGUCCAUGCCGAUCUACCUGAUGAACAAGCUUCUGUACCUCGUGAUGACCCACGUUCUCCUUCUAGUCCCGAUAACUCACGAAGCAAAAAGAGCACUGCGCCGAAACAUGACGUUCGUUUCAAGCGCCUCUUUGCAGCUGGCGAGACAGAACAGACCCGUCCUGCAUCUCCCCCCGCUGAUACAGUAACUGAAGAUGCAGAAGUUGAGCCGGCCUUGCAUGUUGCGACAGCAGCACUGUAUGUGGGUGGCCUGAUGCGCCCGCUUCAACCGGCUGCUCUCAAGAGUCACCUCAUUAGUGUUGCAUCACCCCCUGGAGCUUCGCCCGAUCCCGACGUUGUUGUCAAUUUCUACCUGGAUUCCAUCAAGACACAUUGUUUUGUCAACUUUACAAAUGUUACGGCAGCGUCUCGUGCCCGUGCUGCUCUUCACAAUACCGUUUGGCCUAACGAGCGGAACCGCAAAACUUUGUUUGUGGACUUCAUCCCGGAGCAUAAGUUGCAACUAUGGAUUGAUACGGAAGAGAAUUCUCGUGGACGUAGCGGUCCUCCAGCUCGCUGGGAGGUAAAGUACGAUCGAACCGACGACGGAGUAGAGGCUGUCUUGGAAGAAAUCGGCCCGAAGAAUGCGGGAUCCCGUCAAGCCCACGGACCGGCGCCAGGUGACUUUUCUCGGCCUCCACCAUUGGGUCCACGAGCGGAUAUGGAGAAGAAGGACCGACGUCCCAGUGGGCCUUCUAAAGUUGAGCCCAGCUCUCGACCUGGUCAAGGAUUCAAGCCUCUCGAUGAGCUAUUCAUGUCUACUACCACCAAGCCUAAACUGUACUAUCUUCCUGUCCCUCGCGACGUGGCGGACCGACGUUUAGACCGAUUCGAUGAUUUGCUGCGAAAAGGAUCGUAUCCUCGUCCCGGUGGCGACGAAACUCGCCGGAUAUCAUUCGAGGACGGUGACCUAUUUGUGGACAAUGGCCCUGAAUUUGCCGGUCGGAAUCGGCGACGAGGUGGUCGCGGACGAGGUCGAGGUGGCUUUGGGGAUUCCUGGAGGGGCGAUCGAAGAGGUCGUCAUUAA
This is a messenger RNA of Aspergillus oryzae RIB40, 1881 nucleotides long. RefSeq names its product SAP domain protein. The transcript has a single exon. Lineage: Eukaryota; Fungi; Ascomycota; Eurotiomycetes; Eurotiales; Aspergillaceae. The record is from RefSeq and is a predicted model, not a curated record. The coding region runs from base 1 to 1881 and encodes 626 amino acids. Gene Ontology annotation, molecular function: nucleic acid binding.